AUGGCAUCGUCGACGUUGACGCACUCAGAGUGGGAUAAGGAGACGGGCGGUCUGCAAGUCGCGAAAGCUUUCGCUGAUAAAAUUAGAGGCAAGAAGGUCCAAGUCCUCAUCACCGGCGUAUCACCUGAGUCCAUAGGAUCUUCCAUUGCCUUGAGCAUCGCAUCUCAGGCUCCGACUCUUCUAUUACUCGCAUCUCGCACCAGACCCAAGCUUGAAGAAGUUCUGAAAAACACCCGAAAUACUUACCCAGACGUCGCCAUUGGUCUCGUCUCACUGGACCUCAUGUCUCAAGACUCUGUCAAAGCAGCCGCAGCGGAAAUAUCUACCCUGACCGACCGCCUCGAUCUGAUCAUCAACAACGCCGGCGUUAUGACCCAAGAGCGUACCACUACUGCAGAAGGAAUUGAAGGGCAGUUUGGGGCCUGCCACGUCGGCCACUUCUUGCUCACCAACCUCUUGAUGCCUAAAUUGUUUGCCGCGGCGAAGUCAAAUCCACCAGGUGCAACACGUGUCAUCAACUUGACGAGUCUUGGUCAUCGCAUCAGUCCAGUGCGUUUCUCGGACUACAAUAUCACAGGCAAGGAUGUUCCUUCUGAGGAGAAGAAUCCUGGCCCAUUACCUCCCAUGUUCACAGAGAAUAGACCAGAUGGGUACAAUGGGUGGGUGGCGUAUGGUCAGGCAAAGACGGCAAACAUUCUCUUUUCCAUCGGGCUGAACGAGCGUUUGGAGAAAAAGGGAAUUGCCAGUUUCGCCGUGCAUCCUGGAUGCCUGAGCCGGAACCUCGAUACUGAAGGGGAAGAGGCGAUCCGGAAGACGAGCCCAUUCUGGAAGAAUCAUGAUCAGGGCGCUGCGACAGUGCUGGUUGCGGCACUGGAUCCUGUUCUGGACUCCUCGAAGGGUGUACUCCUGCACGAUUGCCAGAUGUUCGAUGCUGCGCCCCAUGCGACAGAUUCACAGAUGGUUGAACGACUAUGGGCGUUGAGUGAGAGGUUGGUGGAAACCGAAUUCAAGCUGUAG
Molecule: messenger RNA, 1017 nt
Organism: Parastagonospora nodorum SN15
Lineage: Eukaryota; Fungi; Ascomycota; Dothideomycetes; Pleosporales; Phaeosphaeriaceae
Exons: 4
Coding region: 1-1017 (338 amino acids)
Cellular component (GO): lipid droplet; endoplasmic reticulum membrane; mitochondrial outer membrane
Molecular function (GO): 3-beta-hydroxysteroid 3-dehydrogenase (NADP+) activity
Source: RefSeq, a predicted model, not a curated record